Molecule: messenger RNA, 1525 nt
Organism: Leptopilina heterotoma
Lineage: Eukaryota; Metazoa; Arthropoda; Insecta; Hymenoptera; Figitidae
Exons: 2
Coding region: 309-1166 (285 amino acids)
Source: RefSeq, a predicted model, not a curated record
AUAAUUUAAUAAUUGGCUUCCGUUUCCGGUACCGUUUCGGUGUACACGCGUUUGGAAAGAGUUAAGAGUUUUUUUGAGAAAUAUAAAGGUUUUAAAAAAGGGUGGGUAAUGUAGAGUGCUGAGUGUGUAGUGUAAUUUGCGGUAGUGUAAAGGAAAGGUAUGUUGGUAUAGAGUAGUGAAUGUGUGAGUGAUAAAAAAGGUAAAAAAGAGAAGUGUGUUUUGUGAGGUUAGGUUGCUUGAAGUGAGAGAGAGGAGAGAGAGACAGUGGAAAAAUUUUGAGCAUUUGAGUGAUAAGGUAGAUUUCUGGAAUGGCUGAGUUUGACUCAAGUAGUGUUAGCGAGAAUGAGAAAAAGGCGCGGGUAUUUGAAAGGGGAAUAGGAAAGAAUGGAAAAAAGAUGACGUGUGAGGAUUGCAUGGAUUUGUUAGAAUUAGUAUGGAUGAUGAAGGACGCGAUGGAUGAAGGAGCGAAGAGAGUAAGGGAAAAUUUGAUGGAUAUAUGUGAGGAUGGGGAAUCAAGGGACAAAGAGAUAGUGGAAAUUGAAGAGAGGUUGGAGAAAUUGCAGGAAAUGUGGAAUGAAUGGGAUAGUAAGUGGAAAAAGGAUAAGGAAAGCAUGUGGAGAAGAAUGAAUGGAUUAGAAAAAUUUAUAAAGGAAGUGAAUGAGGGGACUGAGAAAGUUGAGGGAAGUGAAUAUGAGAGGUUAAAGUGGAAAAUGGGAGAUUUGUCAAGACGAGUGGAUGUAGUAGAAAAUGAAAAAAGGAAAAAGAAUGUAGUGAUCAGAGGUAUGAAUGUAGGUGUGUUGGAGGGUAAAAGAGCAGUGGAAAAAGUGUUGGCGUGGGUGGGGGUUAAUGUCUCAGUGAAAAUGGUACAAGCGUUAGGAAAGGGUGAAUAUGGGGUACCAAAGUUAUGGUUGGUGGAGUUGGGUAGUGAGGAAGAGAAAAUGGAUGUAAUGAGGGUGAAAGGAAGACUGAAAGGAAGUGUAAUAAGAAUAGAUGAGGAUAGAUGUUGGAGAGAGAGAAGAAUGCUAUGGCUAUUGAGAGAAAGAGCGUGGACGGAGAGAGUGAAAGGAAAACAGGUAAGAAUGGGUAAGGAUUGUAUUUGGGUGGAUGGGGUAAAGUAUGUUGUGGGGGAGGAUAUGGGUGGAGUGAUGGAAGUGUGUAAAGUGUGAUAGACAGGUAUAGGCUGAGAAUGAGGUGAGAAGAUUUUGCUUGGAUGGAUGGAUGGAUGGAUAAAAGUGGAUGACUGGAGCGUGUAAGGGAGGUGAGAAAGCAGGUUUUUGAAAAAAGGGUGGGCGAAUUGGGUUGAAGCCAGCAUGGGCAUAGAAGGAACUGGAAACGGAAGCCCGGCACUGGCGAUAGGUUAAGAGCGUAAGGUAGAGAGCGUGGAGAGAGUUGCGUUUUUUAGGUUAAGUUGUAUGAAGAGAAUGUUUAGUUGUAAGGAUUUUUGUAAAUAUAGGUUAAGAUUGUUAUGUAUGUACUUGGGAGUCUCGAACCCUACCUAUUGUAGGGAGAGUAAAUAAACUAUAUA